GUGUUUAUGCGGUCACGUGACAUCCUGAGCUGGAGCUCAAGUUUGCAGCUAAACUUUUAUUUUCUUCCCAGUUUUGCCGCUUCAAAUCGCCUCCAGUCCGGGAUCGAGCCGCUACCGGGGGAGGAAUGAACCAUGGUUGAAGUACGAGUGGAGUUCGACUACGAGGCAGAGCUAGACGACGAACUUUCGUUAAAAAUCGGUGACAUCAUCACCAACGUCAAGCAGCAAGAUGGCGGCUGGUGGGAGGGCGAACUCAACGGGAAGAAGGGCGUGUUCCCCGACAACUUUGUCAAGGUGAUCAAAAAAGGCUCCCCUCCAGCCAAGCCUUCAGAGAAGACCAACAGUCAUGAUAAGGACGAGGGGGGUAACGUGGCCAAGCUGGCGUCCCGGCUGAGCAUGAGGGGGGUCCCCCUGGCUGGCAUGGCCCCUCCCGGAGAGGGGGGUGUCACCAGAAGACCCACUGUGCAGAGGAGAGACCCAGCCCAAGCUGAGAAGACCAGAAAGCUGCGGUGCAAGGCGCAGUACAGCUAUGCCCCAGAAAACAUGGAUGAACUUCGGCUGGAGGUUGGGGAUGUGAUAGAGAUUCUGAAGCAGGAAGAGGAAGGGUGGUGGGAGGGAACACUCAACGGCAAGUCAGGAGUCUUCCCUUCCAACUUUGUCGAAGUCAUCAAGGAUGAGGAUAAGGAAAACAUUGAGGAACAUCAGAAGGAGAAAACUGCUCCAGCACCACAGCAAGAAGAAAAGAACGGCCCCAGCGGUGAACAGCCCCAGCAGCAACUCAAACAACCCAAGAAGGUCCGAGGGGUCGGCCUGGGGGACAUCUUCGGGAACAGCCCGCUCCAUCUGCGUACGAAGGCAGCAGACUCUAUCCACGACAAAGACAAACACACACAUACAGACCACAUUGCUAAGAGUGGCUCACUGAAAAAGAAAGCACCACCUGUUCCAAGUGAACCCCCAGCUAAGGAAGAGAAAGCUUCCAAGCCAGUAGAAAAGGCGAAGGUUCUGUUCGACUACACGGCCGAGAACGAGGACGAGCUCUCGCUGAAGGUCGGAGAGGUCAUCAUCAUCAGGAGUAAGGAGAGCGUGGACAGCGGCUGGUGGGAGGGAGAGGUCAACGGCAAGACCGGCGUCUUCCCCGACAACUUCGUGGAACUUCUGCCACCGGAGGAGCAGGGGCCAGAAGUGCCGCCUAGACAGGUACUACGGAAAAUUACUCCUCCCCGACCAAAGAAGCCACCACCACCGGCUGCCUCUGUCAAACCUGUAGGAGGUCUAAACAAGCUUUCUCACGACAAGAAGCAUGAAGACAAACAUGACGAGAAAGCUGAUAAACAGGAGCACACAGACAAACCAACCAACAAACCCGACGACCUUCCCAUCAGGCACCUGGGUAGAAAACCUGGCACACUGCCCCCCAAACCUUCAGGUUCCAUUGAGGAGAAGUUGGAUAAGAAGUCGGCGACGCUCCCGAUCAUUCCUCCAAAGAAACCAGGUCCUCCGACCACGGCCAAGAAACCAACCCUGGCAAAAAGCACAGAGUCUCUCAACUCUACAUCAUCUGUGGAACAAAACGCAGAUGGUGACGUUGGUAACUUUGACCACAUCCAGGUCUCCCCAGACAAACUGACACAUCUGACAGCACAGAGAGCCAAACACCCCAACAGGAGACCUCCAUCCAUGUUCUCUUCUCCUAAGCCCGUAUCUACCUGGCUGAAAAAUAGUAAAGGGAGGCGGCCUAUAGCUACUGAUGGUUAUCUGAACUGUUUGGCUGAGAAUGAGAAUGAAGUCGAGGAGACCAGGACAGAGACUGUGGUGGAGAAAAAACAACCCGAGGUUAUUAAAGAAAAAUUGAAAGAAGAAAAAGAAGAGAAAGAGGAGGUUGCCCCGCCCCCCUGGGCGAAGGAUAUCCGUAAGGGGGCCUCUCUCAGGAGGGGGGUCAUACCCCCUACUACAAAGGAGGAGCCUCUGCCAGAGAAGAGACCGCCUCCCCCGGCUGUGCACAGGGCGAAACCAACUCUGCCUCUACAAACACCCGCAAAACCUGACAGCAAACCUACAACUCCUACAGAACAACCUGUAACUACACCAGGAACUCCACUGGACACGAAGGCGCUGGAGGAUCUGCGGGGGGAGGUCAGGUCACUGAGGGAACAGAUGACCAAGAUGCAGUCGGACAACCGGCGCAAAAUGAACGAACUUCUGAACGAGAUCGACGAAGAGAAAAAGGUGCGGAUGGCCAUGCAGGUAGAGCUGGACAGACUGAAGAAACUCGUGAUGUCAUAACACUGCGGCAUCGUGGGAAGAGUGAGGGGCAUUGUGGGAGUUUGUUCGUGGGUGAACGUGUUCCACCUCGGUGCUGUAUUCCGUGUGUAUAGAGAGAGACUAUUGGGGGGAAAAGAGGAAAUUAGCACAAGUCAUCAAUAGCACGUCAGCAGAACGUACUGUGCCUCCACAAAACCUGUACUGUAUUUGGCAUAGCACUUAUCUGUAUCUGUAUAGCUGGUAUAACUGCCCUUUGGCGUAAUACACCAUAUUCGUGUAUUUAAGGAUGAC
Messenger RNA from Branchiostoma belcheri (Belcher's lancelet), 2556 nucleotides. RefSeq names its product SH3 domain-containing kinase-binding protein 1-like. The record is from RefSeq and is a predicted model, not a curated record. Gene Ontology annotation, molecular function: protein binding. The transcript has 19 exons. NCBI's taxonomy places the organism in Eukaryota, Metazoa, Chordata, Leptocardii, Amphioxiformes, Branchiostomatidae. The coding region runs from base 133 to 2286 and encodes 717 amino acids.